Messenger RNA from Neospora caninum, 2979 nucleotides. RefSeq names its product putative DEAD/DEAH box helicase. The transcript has 12 exons. Gene Ontology annotation, biological process: rRNA processing. The record is from RefSeq and is a predicted model, not a curated record. Gene Ontology annotation, molecular function: ATP binding; nucleic acid binding. Gene Ontology annotation, cellular component: nucleus. Lineage: Eukaryota; Apicomplexa; Conoidasida; Eucoccidiorida; Sarcocystidae. The coding region runs from base 1 to 2979 and encodes 992 amino acids.
AUGGCGAAAGAGAAGCCGCGUCGCGGGGGCGGCGCUGCCUCGCGUGGAGGCAAGAAGCGGAAGGAAUUCCAAAAGGCGCCUUGUUCGGGGAAACUUCGACAGAAGGAGCAACAGGAAAUCCGCGAGUUAGAAGACCGCAUCUGCGUCGAAAUGCCUCUCCCUGGUCUCUCGUGGCAACCCACACUCCUUCACGCGUGCCUUUCGUCUGGAUCGGGAAGCGCUUCGGACGCUCACCCGGAGGAGAAACAGCCGGGGAGCGCCGAGGCACCAGACGCCGCGGCCGCUGCAGAGAACCCCGCUGGGACGCCUACCUUAUCGCGCUUUUUCUUCUCCGACUUGCCGCUCAGUCAGUACACUCGCCGAGGCCUCAAAGACGGAGGUUUCCACCUUCUCAGCUCCAUCCAGGCUCGAGCAAUUCCCCACGCCCUCCGGGGCGCCGACAUCCUCGGAGAAGCUAAGACGGGAAGCGGAAAAACGCUGUGCUUCGUGAUCCCUGUUCUGGAGUGUCUGUACAGAAACUGCGUUAGCAGCAUCGACGGCUUGGCCGCCCUCAUUCUUGCGCCUACGCGCGAGCUGGCCGUGCAGAUAUUCGACGUCAUCAAACUCGUUGGCCGACACCACGAAUUCUCAGCCGGAUGUUUAAUCGGUGGAAAGAGCGUCCAGGCGGAGGCGCAGCGUGUGAACGCUCUGAACAUUGUCGUCGGCACUCCAGGCCGCGUUCUUCAGCACAUGGAGGAGUCGCAGUUGUGGGAGGCGAGCGGCCUAAAGAUUUUAGUGAUUGACGAAGCAGAUCGCCUAGUGGACAUGGGAUUCUUCGAAACCUCCCGGAUGAUCAUCAGUCAGCUCCCGACUUCUCGCCAGUCUCUGCUCUUCUCCGCCACUCUCAAAAGCGCCGUCAAACGCCUCGCGGCUCUCGCAGCUUCGACGGAUGCGGAGCGCAUCUCGGUGGAUCCCGGUGUGAGCGCGACUCCGGUGUCGCUACGCCAGAGCUACGUGGUGGUGCCUGCGCAGCACAAACUCAGCGCACUCUUUUCGUUCCUGCGGACUCACUCUUCGAAGAAGAUCCUCGUCUUCGUAUCCAGCUGCAAACAAACGCGCUUUCUGUACGAGGCGCUCCGGAUCCUAAAGCCAGGUGUGACGCUGAUGUAUCUGCACGGCCGGCAAAAGCAACAGAAGCGCUUGGAGGUUUUUCAGUCCUUCGUGGAGCGUUCAGGCGAGUGCUGCCUCAUCAGCACGGAUCUGGCCUCCCGAGGAAUCGAUUUCACGCAGCUGUCUCUGUUCACGGCGAGCAAGCUGGGACCUACGGGCUUCUCUGGAAAGAGACGCGCGCGCGAGGAAGACGAGCGGACGCAUGCAGAGCGACGCGCGGCGGGCCAGAGAACGGGCAGCGCGCGAGGCCGACCCGACGACGCCGCUCGCGGAGUCGACUUCGUCGUACAGCUCGACUGCCCAGACAGCGUCGAGACGUACAUCCACCGCGUAGGCCGAACGGCCAGGAUGCAACGCAAGGGACAGGCUCUCCUCAUGAUCCUCCCCUCGGAAGUCCAGUUCGUUGACCGCCUCCGCGACAAAAAGAUCGAGAUGAAGCAGCUCUUCAUGAAUCCGAAGAAGGCGGUACGGGUUGAAAAUAAGCUGCAGUCGAUCCUUGCGCAAAACACUGCUCUGAAGAUCCUUGCGCAGCAGGCCCUGACGAGCUAUCUCCGUUGCGUCGCGUUGAUGCCGGAUAAGACCGUCUUCUCUCUCCCUACAGAGAAGAAAGCCUUGACAGCGCUCGCGAACGCGUACGGUCUCUCGCUGCCUCCCAAUGUCACGCUUCUCGUGGACGAAAAGGCGAGGCCGCAGAAGGGCGGAGAGGCUGAGUGCGGCGAGGGAGAGAGCAGCGUGUCCACCGGCGGGGCAGUGGCUGUGACGGAGAUGAAGAAAAAGAAGAAUCUCUCGAAGCUGGAGAGACUCAAGGAGAAAAUCCGACAAAAGAAGGCAGAGAAAGAAGCGCGACGCCAGACCCAGAGUCUCGACACAGAGACGAGAGAGGCCGGGGAGACGGAGACUCUGGUGGAGGUGGAGAGUGCAGCGGAGAUUAAGGAGAAGAAGGGAAGAGCGAACGAGAGGAGACGGGAGCGGUUUGAAGAACCAAGCGAGGGAGGCCAAGACGACGACGCAGCGGGAAAUCUUGACGACGACGGUCUGCUCGUUUUGAAGGACACGGAAACUGCAAAUCUCGAUGAAAAAGACAAGGGUCGCCUGCUUCAUGAGCAACUCAUGAGGAAACCAGGCUACCGGCGGGAGCAACUGCGUUUCCGAGCAGACGGAACGGCCAAAGUGAAAGGCCUGGCGGCGGCGUCUCUGCAGCAGAGCCACGUGUUUUUUGGAGACGAAGAGGGUGACGAGGAAGAAGAGAGAGACAGCGGAGACAGCGGAGACAAAGGGGACUGGGGCGGAGACGACGAGGGCGAGGAAGGCUCUGGAGAUUUGCCGUCGGCCUCGGGCCGCGCGGCGUUUCUGCAGAGAAUGCGGAAGAAGGUGCUUGCCGCGCAGCAAGGCGACAAGGAAAGACAUCGACAGAGGAUCCAUGAACUACACACGCGACAGCGGCAGAAGGCGCGCGCGCGUCGCCAGGCUCAGGCUGCAGAACAAGGCAAUGCCCCUCAGGCUGUGUUGGACCUCCGCAACAGCCCGUGGGAAGAAGACGAAGAAAGCGCAGAAGAAAGAGAAGGCGGCGAGGAAGAAGACGCUGAGCAGCCUGGUGGGAGGCGCGUGGCGAGGCGUUCUUCGUCGCCUGGCGCAAGUGACGAAGAAUGCGAAGAAACGAGGGGCGAAAAGAGGCGGAAAGCAGAUCGGCAUGAGACAGGAGUCGCGGGAGGAGGUGGGAGCAAACGCCAGCGACGGGACAGAGUCGCGUCGCAGGCGACAGAUGACGGCGUUCCAGAAGAAGAUUUGGAGGCACUGGCUCUGCAGGUUUUACAGGGGAAGGCGUUGUAG